AGCGGAAUUUACAAAGAGCAGAUCUGUACCGAACGUUAUCGAAUAAACACUUCACAUCGAAUACACGUGUUUCGUUGCUAUAAGAGCCUGCCUAUGUGUGUGUCUUAAUAUAAAAGAAGCCCUACAAUGACAAGAUCCAUACGAAAAGAAGGAGAUUCUUCGUCGCAACGAAAACGCAGCGCCAGUUCGCAUUUAGACAGCAAUUGGAGCGAAUAAACACGUGGAUGUGCGCCGACAUGGAUCAAGCUGUUAUUUUUCUAUUAGUUUUAUCGUUAUUUCUCGGAAACGUAACGGCGGCGUUAGAAAAUACGACUACCGAAUCAGUGUCUGACGAUGCCGGAAUAACCGUAUCUUUAUGGAAUCAUAGUGAGAAUGACGCAUUUAAACAACGAAUAAAUUUAGCCCCAUUUAAUCACUUAAACAUCACUGUGACGGAUAUUCCAUCAGAAAUUUGGUUUAUUAUUCUACAAAUUCAUACAUUUCAAUACAAUGCCACGUUAUGCUACGACGAAGCGCUAUUUGAUAAAGUGUCGAACAGGAGUUUAUUUGGCUCAAACAUUGGUCUGUACUUAAAAACGCAUAAUGUAACAGCCCCAAUACAGGUAUUCUUGAAGCACGACAAUGUGCACAAUCUCGAUGCAUUGCUCGUGAUUGUCACGUACGGCCGAAAUGCGCCGACACCGGGUAGUUGUAACAUGGAAUUCGAUAUCGAGGUAUCGCCGUAUCAAAAGCUCCUCGCAGAAAAUGACAUGAUAGUGGUGGACACGGAGCCAGCCUCGAUUCUCGGCCCUGACGGUUCGCCGAUUCCCUGCGAGAAAAGCGUGCAGCACAAGAUGUACCGUCUUUAUCUGCCUAGACAGGACUUCACUCCGGACACGUAUUUCGACGCGAUCGCGAGUAUGCUGACCGCACAAGACAUUGCGCGGAACGGCGACGAGAUACCAGUAGGUGCUCUUACGGAUUCCAUGAGACGUGUCUACAGUGCGUACGCCGGCACAGGAUCGGUUUAUGCCGCGGUUGCUACUUACGAAAAUUACUCCUCAGCUUACGUCCCGAUUUUUACAUACGCUUGCAGCCCUCUGCUUCAUCCGGAGAGUUGUCAAGUUUUAAAUGACACAUUUGCAGGGAUAGUUUGCGCCUUGGUCCUGAUUACAGGUUGUCUGUCAACUAUUAUCGGGCAUAAAUGUGCUUUUAUAGACGGUUUAUUAGCGAGUUCUAUGACAGGUGGUGUCUUUGGAUACAUUAUAGCAACGUAUACUGACGAUCACAGGACGAUUGCAAUCAAGAUCCUGAUAGGUUUGGCAUUUGCCGUACUCGUUACUCCAGCCAUAUCGAUACUCUUAAGUGCUUGCAAGCGUAUAUCAGGUGUAUUACGCAAUAUGUCAUUGGGAUUCCUGUGCGCAUGCAUCGCAUACCUUUACGCUCCAGCUUGGAUGUUUUACGUUUUGGAACAUAACUGGUUAUUCUGGCCUGUGUUCGCAAUCCUAACACUUGCAAUAACCACGCUUCUGAUGCCGAUGUCCGAUGCCGCUGAAGUGAUUACGCGUGCGAUUUUCGGAUCUUACUUCGUAAUCGUCGCGCUCGAUUACUAUAUCGGAAGUAAUUUGAAAUAUAUUAUUGUCACCAUAAUCAGGAGGAUGACUAUACCCGGAUUUCACUUAGCGUUCGUAUAUCCGCCCCUUCAAAGUGCAGAUGUAACUUUGCUAAUUAUCUGGAGUGUUCUGAUAAUAGCGCGAUUUAUUAUACAACAGUGUAUUUCUUCAUGGUGUAAGGGUAUGCCUACGAUAAAAAUUGUAAUGUUUAAUAAGGAUGGAGUAUCUUUGCUGGCUAAUUAUCGUCGCUCUUCUAUCGUCGCCGGAAGUUCUAAAAGAUCUCUCAUGCGCCUUCCAAAGCGAGACCACGUGAUCCGAAUACACGACUAGAAAUUUUCGUAGGCUCUCCUCAAGUAUGACUUGCCCUACUUCCAGAUUAUAAACAGCAUCAAUAUUGUUAAAAGAUUGAUUUAAGUCACAAAUCUCAAUUAAUAAUGUAUGUACCUUGUAUAAGCAGAUGUUUCAUACCUGUUUUCCUCCUACUUCCUUAAAUAUUAAAAUAUGAUAUUUUAAACAGGGCAUAAAAUUACAUAAUAAUGUACAACAAUUUAUACAUGUUUAACAGUGAAUUCUUUAUAAUUUUUUAAGAUAAAAUUUUUUUAAUAACUGUGAUGCUGCUUUUAUGUUAAUAUGUAUCAAACAAUUAAUUUUAUUUUUUACAAGAUUAAAUUAAAAUGUACUUGAUAGUCGUGAAUUAAUUGUGUAGCAUUAUUAGAAAUAUUUUAUUAUAGUGUAUAUAUAUAUUUUUUUAAAUUAUUUUUUAGUAUUUUGUAAUAAUAUAUUAUAUAAGAACUUACAUAUUAUUACUUAAAAUUGUAAACGGAUAAGGCUCAUACGAAUAAACAAAUUCGAAUAUCAAAAA
Messenger RNA from Wasmannia auropunctata (little fire ant), 2454 nucleotides. RefSeq names its product transmembrane 7 superfamily member 3-like. Lineage: Eukaryota; Metazoa; Arthropoda; Insecta; Hymenoptera; Formicidae. The record is from RefSeq and is a predicted model, not a curated record. Bases 225 to 1922 code for a protein of 565 amino acids. The transcript is spliced from 9 exons.